AUGGUUGGUAAAGUUAUUAUUGUCACAGGUGUCUCCAGAGGUAUCGGUAGAUCCAUUGUGGAAACCAUUUUAAAGUUGGCUCCAAAGACCGUUGUGUACGGUAUUGCUAGAUCUGAGGCUCCUUUGAAAGAAUUGAAAGCUACGUAUGGAGACAACUUCUUCUACGUUGUUGGUGAUAUCACCGAUGAAUCAAAGUUGCAACAAUUGACAAACGAUGCCAUUACCCGUCACGGUAAGAUUGAUUCUGUUGUGGCUAACGCCGGUGUCUUAGAACCAGUGGCCCGUAUUCACGACGCUAACAUCUCUAAUUGGAGGAAACUUUACGACAUUAACUUCUUCAGUAUCGUCUCAUUGGUGAAGACUACUUUACCAUACGUAUCGAAGACCAAUGGUAACUAUGUGUUCGUUUCAUCUGAUGCUAGUACCAUGUAUUUCAGUAACUGGGGUGCUUAUGGUUCAAGUAAAGCUGCUUUGAACCAUUUGGCCUUGACUAUUGCUAAUGAGGAAAAAACUGUCAAAUGUUUGUCUGUAGCCCCAGGUAUUGUCGAUACAUCCAUGCAAGUCAAUAUUAGAGAAAAUGUUGGUGCUAACAUGUCCAAAGAACAUCAUGAAAUGUUUAAGGACUUAAAAGCCUCCAACAAACUAUUGGACUCUAACAUUCCAGCCACUGUUUACUCCAAGUUGGCCCUAAAUGGUAUCCCAGAAGCUAUCAACGGUACAUAUAUCAGUUUUGAUGCUCCAGAAUUAAAGGACUACCAAAUUUAA
Messenger RNA from Maudiozyma barnettii, 765 nucleotides. RefSeq names its product SDR family oxidoreductase. The transcript has a single exon. The coding region runs from base 1 to 765 and encodes 254 amino acids. Gene Ontology annotation, molecular function: oxidoreductase activity, acting on NAD(P)H, oxygen as acceptor. The record is from RefSeq and is a predicted model, not a curated record. Gene Ontology annotation, cellular component: intracellular anatomical structure. Lineage: Eukaryota; Fungi; Ascomycota; Saccharomycetes; Saccharomycetales; Saccharomycetaceae.